AUGAGGAUAACUUUUACAGUGUUUGUGCUUCUCAUCCAAACAUUUUUCUGUUUAGCUUCAAAUGAUUCCCAAUUUCAACUAAUUAACAGGGGCACUGGUUUUUGUUUGGUAAAAUUAAAUAACUUCUGUUUUUCCAUGCGCUGGACAUCUGGGGAUCGACUUUUGGUUCAGUAUAAGAACAAGUGCCUGGGUAAUCAGGGGAAAACUGUGGGCAGUGAAGUAAACCUCUAUGACUGUGAUGAAACCAGUGAGCUCCAAAAGUGGGAAUGCAAGAAUGAAACUGUGAUCGCUCUCAAAGGCCAAGAACUUUACAUUGACCUCACUGCUGAUAACUCGGCCGUGCUCUCAAAUAAAGUCGGAUCCAGUAGCCAUCUUACAAUUUCUGGGACUUCCAGUGGUGCUUGCACAAGAACAUAUACAGAACUUUACACCAUUGAAGGAAAUGCAGCUGGAAGGCCGUGCAUGUUUCCUUUCUUCUACAAAAGCAAUUGGUACUCGGAGUGCACUCCAUUUGACGAUGCAGGGAACCGUAAAUGGUGUGCAGUUGAAACAAAAUAUGAUCAUGAACUCUGGGGUUACUGCCCAACUAACUCCAAAGAAACCUGGAACAAAGACCCCACAACAGGAGCAUCUUAUCAGCUCAACACACAGUCAGCGCUGACCUGGGGUCAGGCUGACGCCAGCUGCAAACAGCAGGGUGCCUCCCUGCUCAGUAUCAGCAAUCCUCACGAGCAAGCUUAUGUUUCAGCACUAUUAGGGGCAAAUAGGGGGCAGGAGUACAAGCUCUGGGUUGGACUGAUCUUCCAGGAUUUAGAUUAUGUGUGGAAGUGGUCUAAUGGGAAUCCUUAUGCAUAUCUGAAUUGGGACUCAGGACAUCCAGUUUCUAAUCCAGGAUAUAAGUGUGGAAUUAUUGAUGGCGCUGUUCAGUACUCUUGGCAAAGUUCAAAAUGCAACAAGAAACUGGGAUACAUCUGCUACAGUGAAGGACCUUUGGCUGCACCUACUGAAGCGGCCGAGAGCGGAUUCUGUACAGCACCCUGGAUCCCCUACAAUGGCCACUGCUUUUACCUUUAUCGUAAUGAAACAAAAAAAUGGUCUGAUGCUCAGAAAGUUUGCCGUAAAGAAGGAGGAGACCUAGUAAGCAUUCGUAAUGUGGAGGACCAAAGCUUCAUCAUCUCUCAACUUGGAUAUGCAUCCACUGAUGAACUCUGGAUUGGACUAAACGAUAGGAACAGAGAGAGGCUGUUUGUCUGGAGUGAUCAUUCUCCUGUGAGUUACACUAGCUGGGACUCUAGGGAACCAACUGUCACCUCUGAACAAGAAGACUGUGUUCUGAUCAGAGGGGAGAAUGGAAACUGGGCUGACCGUGUGUGUGACGAGAAACAUGGCUUUAUCUGCAUGAAGACAAGUGACUCUGAAACCUCUGGAGAUGAAGUGGUGCUGAACGCAGGCUGCAAAACUGGUUGGAAAAGACAUGGAUCCUACUGCUACUUUGUAGGGACUGAGACAAAGACGUUUCAUGAAGCCAACGAUGACUGCAAGAGCUCAAACUCUUACUUAGCUGAUGUUUCAACUGGGGUGGAUAAUGCUUUCCUUGUAAGCUUGGUGGGACUGAGGCCAGAGAAACACUUCUGGAUAGGUCUCUCAAACCUGAAAAACAGAGAAUAUUUUAUGUGGACCAACAAUGCCUAUGCAAGAUAUACUCACUGGAACACUCAUAUGCCAGGUCACUUGCAGGGUUGUGUUUCUAUGGCAACUGGGCAUUCUGCUGGCCUUUGGGAUGUGUUACCUUGUACCAAUAAGGAAAAAUACAUCUGCAAACACCUGGCAGAGGGGGAAGCUUUAACCCCUGCUCCACCGAGCACUGCCACACCUAACUGCACAGAUGGAUGGAGUAAGAUGCAAUCCAGAGGCGUCUGUUAUAAGAUCUUUCCAGAGGCUUUAGAAAAGACAAAGACCUGGUACGAGGCUAGAGAUUACUGCAGAGCCAUUGGAGGAGACCUAGUCAGCAUUCACAGCGAACAUACAUUUGUCCAUUAUAGGCUUAAUCAAUACUGGAUUGGACUUAGUGCGCCCGACCCAGACACAGGUUAUGUAUGGAGUGAUGGAUCCCCGGUAAACUUUCAAGAGUGGAGUGAUGGAGAGCCAAACAAUAAAAAUAACGCUGAAUCAUGUGCUCAAAUGGAACACUAUUAUUGGGAGAAAACUUUGUUUUGGAGUGAUGUGCACUGUGAGAAGUACAAUAGCUGGAUUUGUCAGAUCCACGCAGGAGUCACCCCAAAGCCGGCUCCAGACCCUGUCACCCCUGAGUAUAACACGACCUCUGAUGGGUGGCUAGAAUGGAAUGGGGCUCAGUAUUACAUUAACAAAAAGGCGAUGGCCAUGGAGGACGCUCGUACCUUCUGCAAACAGAGGCAUGGUGACCUGGUAUCUAUCAACAGUGAAGAAGAAAGGAUAUUUUUAUGGAAACAGAUUUCAACAGGUUAUCUGAGUUCUUGGAUUGGCCUAUCUGUAGAUCUUGAUGGAACAUUUCAGUGGAUGGAUGGUUCUCAGUUGUUGUUUCAAAGUUGGCAGGAAAAUCAACCUGACUUCAAGAACUUUGAUGAGAACUGUGCUUUCAUGGCAUAUCACAAUGGAUUCUGGCAUGACUCCAGCUGUGGGCUUGAGUAUGCGUCCAUUUGUAAGCGCAGCAGCUCAACACCUGCAAACACCACCGCCGCAGUGCCUACAGUGCCUCCAAAAGGUGGAUGUCCACCCCCCUGGAAAAAAUUUAACUCUAAGUGUUACAGCAUCAUUGACAAUCAGAAUUUAACAUGGCAUGAUGCAAGGGAAAAAUGCAAACAAAAGGGUGGAAACUUGGUGUCUAUUACUUCAAGAGACGUGGAAGUGUUUUUACUGUCUCAAAUGGCUGAUGCACCUACUACAGACUUGUGGAUUGGUUUAUUUCAGUCACAGUGGAGAACUUACUGGACUGAUGGACAACCAAAGUCAUACAUCAAUUUGGGUAAUGAUCGUUGGUAUUGGUAUUAUAAUCAAAAGAAAAACUGUUUUGUGAUCAAUACCAAGCCUUUGGUUGGUAUUGGGAAAUGGAUUCAAAAGUCAUGCAAUGACACCAAUGGAUUUAUCUGUCAUCGAAAUCUUGACGCAUCUCAACCAGAUUCUCCAGAACCAACAAUUUCUACUAACUACAUGAAAAUACUCAAUGACUCAAUUAAGGUUGUUCCUCAACAAAUGAAUUGGGAUAAAGCUGCAGAGUACUGUAAAAAUGACGAUUCCCUCCUAGCUAGCCUGAGGAAUGAGUGGACACAAGCUUAUGUUGAGCUCCUGGCGCUGAAUCUCAAGGCUCCUCUAUGGUUUGGAUUACACAAAGCGCAGAUCAAUGGUUCUUUCAGAUAUGUUGAUGGAUGGCAUUUAACAUUCAGUCGAUGGGGUAAAAAUGAACCAAGCAAAGACCGAAGUUGUGUAUACAUGGAUGUGGAUGGAAAAUGGAAAACCGCUCACUGUAAUGAGUCACUAAGGAGUGUUUGCAUGAAGUCUACAGAUGUGCUGCCAACAGAGUCAACUCUUUUUCCAGGAGUUUGUCCUCUAGACCCAGAGACAACAAUAGAAAACAAGAACUAUAUCUGGUUACCAUUCAGGGGUUAUUGUUAUAUUUUUAUCACAGAGCAAAAGCGCUGGCAAGACGCAUCUACCAGCUGUGUAGCACAUGGUGGAAUGCUUGCCAGCAUUGAAAAUUCCUCUGAGCAAAAAUUUCUAGAAAGUAACUUGAGAACUUUUCAAGAUAGUUACACAUCUUUCUGGAUUGGCCUGUUUAAAAAACAAUACAAAGAGGAAUGGCUCUGGUUGGAUAGAUCAGUCAUUAGUUACACUAACUGGGCUGAAGAUCAACCUGUUAAUGGCAGCAGAUUACCCCGCAGAGGAGAGAUUAGUACAUCAGAUGGGACAUGGAAGGAUAUCAAAAUGUGGGUUGAAAGACCUUACAUCUGCAAGACACAAAAAGUAUUGCUACCAAAGCCAUCGCCAUCAUCGAAAACUGGAUUACCUCAUCAUCAGCGUGUCUAUAUAACCACAGCAGUUGUGUUAGUCAUUACUGGGAUUGCAGUGGUGGCGGUAACUGCUGUCUUCUUCUUCAAGAAAUUUGGUCAUCAGUUACCCGCCCCUAACACCUUUGAUAACCCGCUCUUCUUCAGCAGUAGGGUGUCACAGCCUGAGCAAGCUGACACCAGUAUACUAGUAGAGAAUGCAGCAGAAGAGAACACUGGAGAUUUAAUCAGUAUGUAA
This is a messenger RNA of Pelmatolapia mariae (spotted tilapia), 4281 nucleotides long. RefSeq names its product macrophage mannose receptor 1-like. The coding region runs from base 1 to 4281 and encodes 1426 amino acids. The transcript is spliced from 31 exons. The record is from RefSeq and is a predicted model, not a curated record. Lineage: Eukaryota; Metazoa; Chordata; Actinopteri; Cichliformes; Cichlidae. Gene Ontology annotation, molecular function: signaling receptor activity.